AUAAUGGAUAAGGACAUUGAUGUGGAUAAGGUGUAUUUAUAUUUCCAUCAUAGAUCUUAGAGAAAUUGUUGGAAACCAAAGGAGCUCGUAGUGGAAAACCAGUAAAUCUAACGGAGAGUGAAAUCAGAUCAUUAUGUGUUAGAAGCAGAGAGAUUUUCUUAACUCAACCCAUGUUACUAGAAUUGGAAGCACCAAUUAAAAUAUGCGGUAAAACACUCUCCUUAUAUCAAGGUGAUAUUCAUGGACAAUACACAGAUUUGUUGAGAUUAUUUGAAUAUGGGGGAUACCCACCUGAAGCGAAUUAUUUAUUUUUAGGAGAUUAUGUUGAUAGGGGCAGACAAUCCUUAGAAACUAUCUGUUUACUACUUGCUUAUAAGAUUAAAUUCCCUGAGAAUUUCUUCCUGCUUAGAGGAAAUCAUGAAUGCUCCUAAAUAAAUCGUAUAUACGGAUUCUACGAUGAAUGCAAAAGGAGAUACAACAUCAAAUUGUGGAAAACCUUCACAGAUUGUUUCAACUGUUUGCCUGUGUGUGCAGUCAUCGAUGAAAAGAUCAUAUGCAUGCAUGGAGGGUUGUCUCCUGAAUUGUCCAACUUAGAAUAAAUACACAGGAUAAUGAGACCUAUUGAAGUUCCAGACACAGGCUUAUUGUGUGAUUUGUUAUGGUCAGAUCCUGAGAAAGAUGCUUAAGGAUGGCAAGGUUACUUAAAUUGUCUCCUAUUUUAGACAACGAGAGGGGAGUUUCAUACAUCUUUGGACAAGAUGUCAUAUCUAAUUUCUUGAAGAAAAACGACAUGGAUCUCAUUUGUAGAGCUCAUCAAGUUGUCGAAGAAGGAUACGAAUUCUUCGCUAAAAGACAAUUAGUUACACUCUUCUCGGCUCCCAAUUACUGUGGAGAGUUUGACAACUCAGGUUUAACAUAGUUCAAUCAUUUUAGGCGCACUCAUGAGUGUCGAUGAAACUUUGAUGUGCUCAUUUCAAAUACUAAAAUCACAAGAUAAAAAAAAUGUCCCACAAGCCAGACCAAGAACACCAAAAUACGUUAAUUGA
Paramecium octaurelia is the source of this 1046-nucleotide messenger RNA. Lineage: Eukaryota; Ciliophora; Oligohymenophorea; Peniculida; Parameciidae. The record is from the annotation of a GenBank genome assembly.